Trematomus bernacchii (emerald rockcod) is the source of this 1005-nucleotide messenger RNA. Its product is annotated as tissue factor-like. Gene Ontology annotation, biological process: blood coagulation. The record is from RefSeq and is a predicted model, not a curated record. The transcript has 7 exons. Gene Ontology annotation, cellular component: membrane. Gene Ontology annotation, molecular function: protein binding. Bases 85 to 939 code for a protein of 284 amino acids. Lineage: Eukaryota; Metazoa; Chordata; Actinopteri; Perciformes; Nototheniidae.
UGAAGUCUCGUUCACAGCCUCCUCUCUGGGUUCAGAUCUAACUGGGUCAAGCUCUGAGGAGGAAGGAUUUUAGGUUGAGUUAACAUGGCAUCUCUGAGAACUGUGAUCUGUCUGGGGGUCUGUCUGUACACCUGGACCCUCACUGCUGCAGAAAACAACAUGCCCAAAGCAGAGAAUUUAAAAUGGGUUUCUCUGGACUUUAAAACCAUCCUCAAUUGGACUACUGAAGAAUCUGACUACAAAUACACCGUCGCCGUCUCCAGUGAUGACAGUGAUUGGAGUACGAGUCCAGACUGCAUCCGGAUGACCGAGUCAGAGUGUGAUCUGACCGAACACCUCACACCCUACGACAGGGCCUACAAGGCUGAUAUCCAGACUGAACCUGAUCUGGUGGACUAUGAUGAGGACUAUGAGAACUACCCUCACACGUACUCUGAUCCCUUCAACCCCUACAGAGAGAGUAAAAUCAGUGCGGUGGACAUCACGGUGGAGGCUGUGGAUGAGAGCAGAGUCAUGGUCAACAUCACAGAUCCUCUGACUGGGAUUCACCGGCGUGGGAAGCAGCUCAGCCUCAGAGACAUCCUCAAAAAUGACCUCAAGUAUAAGAUCAGCUACUACAAGUCUGGAAGUACAGGCAAGAGAGACAUCAUAUCUGACUCGAGUAUGGCCGAGGUGUCGAAGCUGGAUGCAGGAGAGAGUUACUGCUUCAUGGCCGCAGCGUUCAUCCCCUCCAGACCCAAAGGCAGCCAGCUGGGGGCGUGGAGCCAGCAGCUGUGCACACCUCAAGAGGGGAGCAUCCUGCAUGAGCUGAACCUGGGCGUUUGGGUCGGUAUAAUCUUCAUCCUGCUCACAGUCUUCUUCAUCAUCGUCACGGUGACCGUCCUCUGCUGCAGAUGCUGCCGACAGAGAAACUCAACUCAGUCAUCCACACCUGUUUAGUGUGUGUGUGUGUGUGUGUGUGUGUGUGUGUGUGUGUGUGGGUGGGUGUGUGUGUGUGUGUGUGUG